This is a messenger RNA of Vicia faba (fava bean), 1512 nucleotides long. The record is from the annotation of a GenBank genome assembly. Lineage: Eukaryota; Viridiplantae; Streptophyta; Magnoliopsida; Fabales; Fabaceae.
AUGCUUCAGUCCCCAGGCCACUCUCCGCUCCAUCUCUCUUCACCAUCUCCUUCAAUUUCCGAAUUUUCAAUCCAAAACCCUAAAGAUUCUGGUUCCAGUAUUCAACCCCAGAAGACACUGAGAAACCCAACGAUUCUCGACGAAGAUACCUAUGCCGAAGCAUUGGAGAAGAUAAUCGAGCGUGAUUACUUUCCUGAUAUCUCGAAGCUUCGCGAUCGGCUCGAUUGGCUUGAAGCUGUCAAAACCGGCGAUCCUGUUCAAAUUAGGGAUGCCCAAUUGAAGAUCAUCGAGCGUCGCCGCGGUGGAAAGGUAACAACCCCUUUAAACCCUCUCGAUUCGAGAAAUUCGCAUACCCCGGGUUCCACUUUUGUUAGAAAUUUUACUCCUUUAGAUGAAUUUGAUGGUAAAACACCUGUAACACCGGGUUUUAAUGCUUCCGUGGGAGAGAAAGAGGAGGUUGGUGCGGUUGAUACUUCGCUUGGGCUUGAUCAGUUUAUGGGUAGGUAUACUAGUGAGGAUAAUGAUAGCUUUUCCAAGAUUUUGGAGAGAGUGAAUAGGAAGAGGAAAGAGAGAUUUGGGUAUUUGAAUGAUAGUGUGAAUGCGAAUGCUAUUGAGGAUGAAAAGAGGGAUAGGAUAACUGAUGGUUAUGGUACCUCUUAUCAACCUCCAAGUACAUUGGAAGGAUGGAAAUAUACUGCUAAGAAUUUGUUGAUGUACCAUCCUGCUGAUCGGGGUGAGGUUCCGUUGACGGAGGAGGAAAGGGCUGUUAGAAUUAAAGCCUCCACGAAGGAGAUUGAUCGGCCAAAUACUAGGUUUCAUGGUAAAAUGAUGGAUUCUAGGCCGAAAGAUGAUGGAACUGUUGAGGUGCUUUAUACUCCUGUCGCGGGUGCUACUCCUGUUCCUAUGUCUUUUAGAGAUGGGGAUAAGUUGAAGAAGUAUGAUUUGGAGGAUUUGAGGAAGAGUCCGAAUCCGUUUUAUUUGGAGUCCGGGAAGAAGGCGGAGAAUGGUUAUAGCUAUGUUAAGACGCCGUCUCCUGCACCAGGAGCUGAUGAGUCUCCUUUUAUUACUUGGGGAGAAAUUGAAGGGACGCCGCUGAGGUUGGACAUGGAGGAUACACCAAUUGAUAUUGGUGGUAGUGCUGAUGGACCUCAUUAUAGGAUUCCUUCUGCCCCGGCAAGAGAUGCAAAAGCGCACUCACUUUCUAGAGAGGCUGCUCGUAAUCUGAGGGAGAGGUCGAAGAUGUUUCGUAAACCCCCUUUGGCAUCACCGGCUAGAGGUGGAAGUGCUACUCCGAGCAUGCGGACACUUUCUCCUGCUGCUCAGAAAUUCGUUCGGAAUGCAAUUGCCAAGUCGUCAUCAACUGUUGACGAGACGCUCCGUGCAAGUUACCGUGGUUCUAGUCCUGCUUUGGCUACUCCUACAAGAGUUAGAAGUGUAUCAAGACUUGGUAGAGACGAGAGCUUGGUUUCCAGGUCUCCAUCUGUUAGAGAGGGCUCCAAUCCUCCCUGGUGA